This is a messenger RNA of Anthonomus grandis grandis, 1800 nucleotides long. RefSeq lists its product as uncharacterized. The record is from RefSeq and is a predicted model, not a curated record. The coding region runs from base 562 to 1800 and encodes 412 amino acids. Lineage: Eukaryota; Metazoa; Arthropoda; Insecta; Coleoptera; Curculionidae. The transcript is spliced from 3 exons.
CGAACCGGUAUAUUACUUGUAAUAGUGAUUUAGAAAGUGUCCGUGAUAUAAUUCAGUUUAAUACGCAUCAUCAUUCUAAAUCGUGUCAAAAAGAAGUGCGGGGACACAAAGUUUGCAGGUAUGGUAUCCCAUUCCUGCCAAUGGAUAAAUCGGUAAUUCUAACGCCAAUAAAAAUUGACAAAACCAAGGAAGCGGAUUUACGUAAGGCCAUGUCUGAAAAGUUUUUGAUGAUAAUGCGUAGGCUUAAAGAUAAACCAGAUUUGUCAUUCGAAAACUUUUUGGCUGACCUUGGUAUGUCUAAGGAUGAGUAUCUUAAUGUUAUACAGCACAACAUAUUUAAAACCACUUUAUUUUUAGAAAGGCAGCCAAAAGAUGGAUUCAUUAAUAAUUUCAAUGCAGAGAUGUUCUCCAUGAUGAAGAGUAAUAUGGACAUUCAAUUAGUUUUUGAGCCAUAUGGUUGUUGCACCUACAUAGUCAACUAUAUCAAUAAGUCUCAAAGAGGUGUUUCUGAUAUUUUAAUGAAGACUAUGGAAGAAAUUAAAAAAGGUAGACGCUAAAUACAUGAUUUCAAUGAAUAUAGAUACCAGUGAUGGGAUAGUAAAUGGUGCAACAGGUAUCCUACGGCAAAUAGACUAUGACCAAAAUAAAGUUCCAUACAGAGUGUGGAUGGAGUUCUUUGAUUCCAAGUCAGGCAAGGAAUGCCGAAAGAGAAACGAGUCCCUUAGGAAGUCUAUGUAUUUAUCACCCACUUGGACACCCAUAGAAAGAGCUGCCAGAGCUGUUAAAGUUCAAAAAGGCAGCAAUGUUCACGUUGAGCGUCUUCAGUUUCCUCUUUUAAUCAGUGAAGGAAUUACAAUCCACAAAAGUCAAGGUGCCACCUAUGAACAAGUAGCUGUUCACAUUGGUAAGGGAAUGACGAGAACCAGUACCUAUGUUGCUUGUAGUCGGGCCACAAAGCUAAGUGGCCUCUACAUCAUUGGUAAGUUUAAGGCCCCUAAACCGGCAACCGAAAAGGAUGCUGCUUAUAAAGAACUGGUAAAUAUGCAAGAAAACAAGCUUUUAACAUCCAACUAUAACACUCAGUACCUUAAUGAUUCUAAUGUCAAAUACAUUAUUGCUUACCAAAAUGUGCAAAGUCUUCCAAAAAAUCUCAAUUUUAUAAAAAAUAAUCCCAUUUUUAAAGAUGCACAUUUCCUAAUUUUUGUUGAAACCUGGUUAUAUAAAAACAAAAAAAAUAUAAAAUUAAAUGAUUUUGAGGUGUUUGCCAACUUGAGUAACGAUCGACCUGUAAGUAAACCCUUUGGCAUAAUUUGUUUCAAGAAAAAAAAGGUAUCAGCAAAAAUAAAGUCAGUGAAAAAAUACACCAAAGAUUUCUCUGGUAUAGUUUUUCAAGCAAUCACAUUUUACUUGAAUGAAAUUUAUGUCAUAGCAGUUUAUAUUCCCCCAAAAUUGAGCAUUGUACAAGCUAAACUAUGUUUUGAAGACAUUAUUGAUCAACAAAGUGAUAUACUAAUCAUUGGUGAUUUUAAUCAAGAUAUUAUUAAUCAAAAUGAAAAUGGUUUAAAAAAUUAUUUAAUAUCUAAAAGUUUAAGUUGCAAAUUGAGUAUUGGCGAAUCAACUACAAAAUCAAAAACUCAAAUUGAUUGGCUUUUUAGUAAUUUUAAUAAUUUAAGUUACAAUAUUUAUAAUACUGUUUACAGUCACCAUAAAUCUCUAGUGGUUAGUAUUUAUAAUAAAGGUUUUAUUCCGAAGCAGCUAAAUCAGAACGUUGAUAACAAUAAACCAUUCACAAAAGAAUAA